AUGGAAGAUGGGCCGUGGACUAUCAGGAAUGUUCCUGUCAUUCUAAAUGAGUGGUCUCCUAAUGUGACGAUGGAGAAACAGGAUAUUAAAACGGUACCGGUUUGGAUAAAAAUGCAUGACAUACCAUUGACUGCCUUCACAGAGGAUGGAUUGAGCUUGUUGGCAUCGAAGAUAGGUAACCCGAAGAUGCUGGAUUCAUACACAGCGACUAUGUGUGCUGAAUCUUGGGGUAGGAGCAGCUUUGCAAGGGCUCUGGUAGAAAUCCAUGCGGAUAAAGAAUUGAAGAAAAGUAUUACUGUUGCCAUACCAUCCUUGGAUGGGAAUAGCCAUGCAAAAGUUGAGGUAAAAAUUGAUUAUGACUGGGAACCGAUGAGAUGCUCUUCGUGCUGUGUGUUUGGCCAUAAUGAUAAUUCAUGUGCGAAGAAUGCUAUUCAAACUAAGAAUGAUGUUACCAGUAAACACAAUGAUGACUUUCAGGAACCGGCUUUGAAAACUAAAAGAAUUAAUAAUCAGGGUGUGAAUGUGAAGAACCAGAAGCCCAAAUUUACUAACCGUCCGGUGGUAAAGGCCAAGUCCAAAUCGGGGAGUACGGAUUCAAACCAGAAUCGAGUUCAAACAUCAAAUUCCUUUGACAUUUUAAAUAAUGAUGGUGGUCUUGCGGAUGAGGAAACUAGUGGGAGAGCCGAUUCAGGAGGUAUGUUGAAAUCCAAAGGAAAGAGCCAUAAGACGGAUGAAGUGGUAUCCGAUGAUACUGAUGUUGACAAUUUAUUAGCUGAUAUUCCGAAGUAUAUAGACAACAAGGUUGAUAACAAUUCUGAGGGUGCAAGCACACCUGGUUCAACGGGUGCCCAUGGGUAG
Messenger RNA from Helianthus annuus (common sunflower), 858 nucleotides. RefSeq lists its product as uncharacterized. The transcript has a single exon. The coding region runs from base 1 to 858 and encodes 285 amino acids. Lineage: Eukaryota; Viridiplantae; Streptophyta; Magnoliopsida; Asterales; Asteraceae. The record is from RefSeq and is a predicted model, not a curated record.